GUGUCUGGAGUAGAGACUGGGAAACCCAGACUCAAGGAAAACACCAGUGACGCAGGUGAGCCACCUGCCUGGGGAUAUCAGCGAACUGUCCUCUGUUGUUCCUUUGAACUCGGUUUAGCAGGAAGGAGUGGAGUCCUCCCCGGCUGCCUGCUCCGGCCGCCUGCUCCGGGGAGCUUGGCAAAGCUGUCCCGCAGAAUGAGACGACUCACAUGCUUUCUCAUCUGUCUGCUUCUUUCGGAAGCACCAGGCUUUGAAAUCCCCACAAACGGACUUCCCGAAUUUGUAGACUAUGAAGAUCUUGUGGAACUGGCCCCAGGCAAAUUUGAAUUUGCUCCAGAGAACCGGAGACAUCAGAGAAGCCUUUCCGGAGAAUCCGGAGAAACGACGGACGAUCAAGUAACUCUUUAUAGCUAUAAAGUCCAGUCAACUAUCACCUCUCGUUCGGCCACCACCGUCAUUCAGAGCAAAGUGGUGAACAACUCCCCCCAGCCUCAGAACGUCGUGUUUGAUGUCCAGAUUCCCAAAGGAGCCUUCAUUACCAACUUCUCCAUGACUGUGGAUGGCACGACAUUCAGGAGUUCCAUUAAGGAGAAAACUGUGGGCAAAGCUCUGUACUCACAGGCGAGAGCAAGAGGCAAGACGGCAGGCUUGGUGAGGAGCGGGGCUCUCGAUAUGGAGAACUUCAAAACCGAAGUGAACGUCCUUCCCGGAGCAAAGGUGCAGUUCGAACUCCAGUACCAGGAGGUGAAGUGGAGGAAGCUGGGAUCCUAUGAGCACAGGGUUUCUCUGCAGCCAGGACGGCUGGCCAAACACUUGGAGGUGGACGUGUGGAUCAUUGAACCUCAGGGAAUACGGUUUCUUCAUGUCCCCGACACCUUUGAAGGCCAUUUCGAUGGAGUUCCAGUCAUCUCUAAAGGACACCAGAAGGCGCACGUCUCCUUCAAGCCCACAGUGGAGCAGCAGAGAAUAUGCCCCAGCUGCCUGGAGACCGCGGUGGACGGGGAGCUGGUGGUGAUGUAUGACGUGAACAGAGAGGAGAAGGCUGGGGAGCUCGAGGUAUUCAAUGGAUAUUUUGUCCACUUCUUUGCUCCUGAAAACUUGGACCCAAUUCCCAAGAACAUCCUCUUUGUUAUCGAUGUGAGCGGCUCCAUGUGGGGGAUUAAAAUGAAACAGACUGUGGAAGCAAUGAAGACCAUAUUGGAGGACCUACGAGCAGAAGACCAAUUCUCUGUGGUUGAUUUCAACCAGAACGUUCGAACCUGGAGAAAUGAUUUAGUUUCAGCUACUAAAACACAGGUCGAAGACGCCAAGAGGUAUAUUGAGAAAAUCCAGCCCAGUGGAGGCACAAACAUCAACGAAGCGCUCUUGCGGGCCAUCUUCAUUUUGAAUGAAGCCAGUAACUUGGGGGCGUUGGACCCCAACUCGGUCUCGCUGAUCAUCCUGGUUUCUGAUGGAGAUCCGACAGUAGGUGAAGUAAAAUUGUCGAAAAUUCAGAAAAAUGUGAAGCAGAGCAUACAAGACAAUAUCUCUUUGUUCAGCUUGGGGAUGGGAUUUGAUGUGGACUACGACUUUUUGAAGAGACUGUCCAAUGACAACCGUGGAAUUGCUCAAAGGAUUUAUGGAAACCAGGACACGUCUUCCCAGCUUAAGAAAUUCUACAACCAGGUCUCUACUCCACUGCUCCGGAAUGUUCAGUUCAACUAUCCCCAUACAUCAGUCACGGAUGUCACUCAAAACAGUUUCCAUAACUACUUUGGAGGUUCAGAGAUUGUGGUGGCAGGAAAAUUCGACCCUGAUAAACUGGAGCAACUACAGGGCAUUAUCACUGCCACGUCGGCGAACACGGAGUUAGUCUUGGAAACGCUGGCCCAGAUGGAUGACUUGCAGGAUUUUCUGUCAAAAGACAAGCAUGCAGACCCCGAUUUCACCAGGAAACUGUGGGCCUACCUAACAAUCAACCAACUGCUGGCCGAGCGAAGCCUGGCUCCCACGGCUGCCGCCAAAAGGAAGAUCACAAGAACCAUCCUGCAGAUGUCUCUAGACCAUCACAUUGUGACCCCACUGACCUCAAUGGUGAUUGAGAAUGAGGCCGGGGAUGAGCGCAUGCUGGCCGACUCCCCGCCGCAGGACCACACGUGCUGCUCAGGUGCCCUGUAUUACGGCAGCAAAGUUGCCCCGGGCUCAAUCCCAUCGUGGGCCAACCCCUCACCGACCCCAGUGAUUCCGAUGCUUGCGCAAGGGGCCCACGUGCUGGAGUCAACGCCCCCCCCACACGUGAUAAGAGUUGAAAAUGACCCCCAUUUCAUCAUUUACCUCCCCAAAAGCCAAAAUAACAUUUGUUUCAAUAUUGACUCAGAACCUGGAAAAAUCCUCAACCUGGUUUCUGAUCCAGAAUCAGGAAUUUCAGUCAAUGGUCAGCUCAUCGGUGCCAAGAAGCCCAAUAAUGGAAAACUAAGCACCUAUUUUGGAAAAUUGGGGUUUUACUUCCAAAACGAAGACAUGAAAAUAGAAAUCAGCACAGAAACCAUCACCCUGAGCCGGAAGUCCCGUGUGUCGGUCUUGACCUGGUCUGACACGGCUCGUGUCAUCAAUCAGAGGGUGGUUAUCUCAGUGAAGAAAGAAAAAACUGUGACCAUCACCCUGGAUAAAGAGAUGUCCUUCUCGGUUUUACUGCAUCGUGUGUGGAAGAAGCACCCGAUUAACGUUGACUUUCUGGGAAUCUACAUUCCCCCCACGAACAAGUUUUCACCCAAAGCACACGGAUUAAUAGGCCAGUUCAUGCAGGAGCCCAAGAUACACAUCUUCAAUGAGAGACCGGGAAAGGAUCCCCGGAAGCCAGAGGCCAGCAUGGAAGUGAAAGGACAGAAGUUGACUGUCAGCAGAGGCUUGCAGAAAGACUACAGGACGGACAUUGUGUUCGGGACAGACGUUCCCUGCUGGUUUGUGCACAACAGUGGGAAAGGCUUCAUUGACGGACAUUACAAGGACUACUUCGUGCCUCAGCUCUAUAGCUUUCUCAAACGGCCUUAAAGGUUUAGAGUUUUGGAAAUUAUGUGUAUAAAUAUACCUGUUUUUCCCUGCCACCUUUGCAGAUAUGCUUCAGUUUGAAUAAUUAAAGCAAACCAGAUAUCACAGUGGUUUAUAAAGCCUGCAAACAUAGCUGAAGAAAAUAAAUAUUUUGCAAAGAA
Molecule: messenger RNA, 3188 nt
Organism: Lemur catta (Ring-tailed lemur)
Lineage: Eukaryota; Metazoa; Chordata; Mammalia; Primates; Lemuridae
Gene: ITIH2
Product: inter-alpha-trypsin inhibitor heavy chain 2
Exons: 22
Coding region: 196-3030 (944 amino acids)
Biological process (GO): hyaluronan metabolic process
Molecular function (GO): serine-type endopeptidase inhibitor activity
Source: RefSeq, a predicted model, not a curated record